Dendronephthya gigantea is the source of this 1364-nucleotide messenger RNA. RefSeq lists its product as uncharacterized. NCBI's taxonomy places the organism in Eukaryota, Metazoa, Cnidaria, Anthozoa, Malacalcyonacea, Nephtheidae. The transcript has 3 exons. Bases 91 to 651 code for a protein of 186 amino acids. The record is from RefSeq and is a predicted model, not a curated record.
UGCUACACACCCGUUGUAAGCUCCAUCAAUCCUCACAAUAAGACGUCAGUUAGCUUCGUUUCGUCACAAACCAGAACCAAUGAAUUGUCAAUGAAUGAAGACACUUCUCUAAACAGGGGCGAAAGUUCCAAACAAUCCAGCAACCAAGCGAAGGACUAUUUUUCCAAGUUUACUUCAAACGAAAUGGAAACGUUUCUCUCUAGUUCCUCAGUUCCUUUAACACAGAGUGACAAAAAUACUCCAGAUGAUAAUGUUGAGAAAGAAGAAACAGAAUCGCCUUCUACUUAUGAUUCUCUUUUACUUCAACAAAAAAGAUUAUUAGAAUUACAAGAGGAACAAAGAAAUCAGCUAGUGAAGCGACAACAGGAACAAUUAUUGCUAUUGCAGCAGCAACAGCGGCAGCAACAACAGCAACAACAACAAAAAAUAAUACUUGAAUUACAACGUACACCAGAGAAUACAUUCCCAGAACAAGACAACGAAGGACAAAUAUUGCCGGAAGGUGGUGUAGUAGCUGAACAUCCUAACUCCUUAUCGCCUCACGAACUAAGCGAGGAAGAUCUCAGUGUGGUGAAUAUGUUGCUCGCAGAGGAUAUAGGAACUGGAUUAUGGACAAAUGAGAUAUUAGAUCAGCCCACAUCAGCCAGUUAGUAAAUCAUUUUACUUUUGUCUACUGACUCUUAGAGCACAGACUUCUGUACUAUAUUUCAGUACACCAUAUGUAAAGUGCUUAUAUAUAAUUAAUAUAUAUCUUCACUUCUUGUCUAUCUGGGUGAAUUGCUGACUGCAUCGCCAUGCAAAUAUAUCCCAGGGGCCGGUUGUAUGAAAGUCGAAUAGCGCUAUCCACCGGAUAGUGAUUUUUUCAACCGUUCUAAAAAUGCUCGAAAAGCGAUAAAAUUUCAUCUCUGGGACAGAGAAUUAUUGAAGAGGAUCCUCGAUUUAGGAACACUACGAUUUAAUCAAGACAAAAUUAUAGCAAACAAUUGCAACAGGCAAUUUUAAAGCGAUUGAAAAAAACACUGUCCGGUGGAUAGUGCUUUACGGCUUUCAUACAACCGGCUCCUGGAUUUUUAUUUUGAUAUUUCUAAAAGCUGGAUAGCACUAUCCGCCAGGAGCUGGUUGUUUAGAAAGUUUGUUAGUUUUUUCACAGUAAAUAGAAUAUAUGUGGCUUGGAGACGAAAUAAAGGUACAAUACAACUCAUUAACUAUGUUAUUGUCCCAGGUUUAUGCAAAAAAAUGGUUUCUUUCUCGUCACGUGUCUAUUGUAUUUUAGCCAAAUUUACCAAUGGCAUUCGUUUUGUUAAGCUCCUCAAUCUUGACUUGAGAAAUAUGUUAAUCAAAAGAUUGCUAUUGGUUUAUCUGUG